AUACAUAUUGUCAUCAUUUCAUUUCGUUUAAACUUGAAUUUAAAACUUAAGAAUUUAAUUUAUGCAAUUGGUUCGGUGGAGCAAAGAAUUGUUUACCACAAACAAAAACACUUUCAAUAAAAUUCAUUUAAUUCAACUGAAAAUGAAUCCAAGAAUAAUUAUAAUAAGCAUUUUGCUGUUUGCAAUAAUCGCACCGAUUUUCGGGCAAAUUUUCUAUCCAAAAUAUAAAACUAACAAGAAAUAUCACCUCAUGAUAUUGAAAACUGUCAAUUGGUUCACCGCAUACUCUCAUUGCCGUUCCCUUGACAUGAGUUUGGUUAGCAUUACAUCAAAGGAAGAAAACAACCGAAUUAUACAGCAAAUUGAAGAUGAAGGUCGUGAAAAUAGUGAUUUUUGGACAUCUGGAACCAAAUUAAGCGACAAUGUUACGUGUGAAUGGAUGAGCACCGGUAAAAGAUUCACUUUUACUAAUUGGAUACCUGGUGAACCAAGCGAUUAUGAGAUGGAGCAUUGCAUACACAUAGUGGGCAAAAACACAAUAAUGAUGUAUCAAAUGGGAAUUCAAAAUCUUCACAAAUGGAAUGAUGCUCCUUGUAGUAUUGAGAAGCAUUUUAUCUGUGAACAACAAUUAAUUGAAUAUGAAUAUUGUACGAAUUAAAUUUAAGAAUUAUAGAAAAUAAUGUGGUUGUCAUCGUCGUACUUUGUUUGAAAGAAAGAAACAUUUAAAUUGAUAAAUAAAUAUCAUAUUUGGCAUUUGUAUGACAUGGAAUAUAUAAAUAAAGUUUUAGUGGUUUCAAUAGAUGAGUUCUAGCAAA
Molecule: messenger RNA, 815 nt
Organism: Contarinia nasturtii (swede midge)
Lineage: Eukaryota; Metazoa; Arthropoda; Insecta; Diptera; Cecidomyiidae
Product: C-type lectin 37Da-like
Exons: 3
Coding region: 62-658 (198 amino acids)
Molecular function (GO): signaling receptor activity
Source: RefSeq, a predicted model, not a curated record